This is a messenger RNA of Puma concolor (puma), 468 nucleotides long. It is a transcript of the gene MGST1, whose product is annotated as microsomal glutathione S-transferase 1. Gene Ontology annotation, molecular function: glutathione transferase activity. NCBI's taxonomy places the organism in Eukaryota, Metazoa, Chordata, Mammalia, Carnivora, Felidae. Gene Ontology annotation, cellular component: membrane; mitochondrion. The record is from RefSeq and is a predicted model, not a curated record.
AUGGUUGACCUCACUGAGCUUAUGGAAAAUGAAGUAUUCAUGGCCUUUGCUUCCUAUACAACGAUUAUUCUUUCAAAAAUGAUGUUUAUGAGUACUGCAACUGCAUUCUUUAGAUUGACAAGAAAGGUUUUUGCCAACCCAGAAGACUGUGCAGGGUUUGGCAAAGGAGAAAAUGCCAAGAAAUAUCUUCGGACAGAUGACAAAGUGGAACGUGUGCGAAGAGCUCACCUGAAUGACCUUGAAAACAUUGUGCCAUUUCUUGGUAUUGGCCUUCUGUAUUCCUUGAGUGGUCCAGAUCUCUCUACAGCCAUCCUGCACUUCAGACUCUUUGUUGGAGCACGGAUCUACCACACAGUCGCGUAUUUGACACCCCUUCCCCAGCCAAAUCGUGCUUUGGCUUUCUUUCUUGGCUAUGGAGUUACUUUUUCAAUGGCUUACAGGUUGCUAAAGAGUAGAUUGUACCUGUAA